Lucilia sericata (common green bottle fly) is the source of this 680-nucleotide messenger RNA. RefSeq names its product DNA polymerase epsilon subunit 3 (gene Chrac-14). The coding region runs from base 170 to 538 and encodes 122 amino acids. Gene Ontology annotation, cellular component: CHRAC; epsilon DNA polymerase complex. The record is from RefSeq and is a predicted model, not a curated record. Lineage: Eukaryota; Metazoa; Arthropoda; Insecta; Diptera; Calliphoridae. Gene Ontology annotation, biological process: DNA damage response; heterochromatin formation; leading strand elongation. Gene Ontology annotation, molecular function: protein heterodimerization activity; chromatin DNA binding. The transcript has a single exon.
AAAAACAACCACAUUCGAAUGCAUGUUAAUGCGCCAAAAAACAUUCCUACUACUUUUGCAAAACAUUUGCAAACAAUUUAAAUAAACAUCUGCCUGCUGAAAAAAAGUUAAACAGUUUGCGUAAAACCUUCUUCUAAACAAAUUAUAAACUAAAUACAAAGUCAUCAACAUGGUUGAACGCAUUGAAGAUUUAAAUUUACCCAACGCUGUCAUUACCCGUCUCAUCAAAGAAGGUUUGCCUGAUAGUGCUAAUGUUUCCAAAGAAGCUAGAGCAGCCAUUGCCCGGGCGGCAUCUGUUUUUGUUAUAUUCCUCACCUCUACUUCAACCGCAUUGGCCCGUAAACAAAAUCAUAAAACUAUUACAGCUACAAAUAUUUUAGAUGCUCUUAAGCAGCUGGAGUUUGAGAGUUUUGUAGAGCCGCUAACAAAAGAUUUGGAAGCCUAUCGAAAGGUAGUGAAAGAUAAAAAGGAUAAGGGUAAGAAGGAUGCAAGUGCUACAGAGAAUGGUGAGAAAGAAGCGGAGGCAGAAGCUACGUAGAGAGAGUAGUUGUAGCAAAAACUGCUGGUGUAUUCAUUAGUAGGUCUGGGAGCAGAAUUUGUUUAUAUUAAGUUGUAUUGUGUUUAUUUUAUUAAUACAAAUGUUUUGAAUAAACCAUAAUUUUUAUACAAAAUAUAAAAAA